This is a messenger RNA of Fonsecaea erecta, 1677 nucleotides long. RefSeq lists its product as hypothetical. The record is from RefSeq and is a predicted model, not a curated record. NCBI's taxonomy places the organism in Eukaryota, Fungi, Ascomycota, Eurotiomycetes, Chaetothyriales, Herpotrichiellaceae. Bases 1 to 1677 code for a protein of 558 amino acids. The transcript has a single exon.
AUGCCAACAAUUGUAUCGGGCAUUGAAGAGCUAGAGAGUCGGCAAGGUACAUCCAAUGGAUUGCAGUACGAUAGUUUUUCGCCCUCGCACGGUUUGAGCCAUCCAGCGCCAAACCGCAUCCUAGGCGUGACAUUACUGGAAGAGCACCUACAAAUGGCCGGUCAAACCGAUCAAGAUGCGGACUCCAAACCUCUUAGGCCGCGUCUUACUAUUCGUGAGCUCCGGGAGGCUGCUCAAAAGGAAUCACUGGCAAGCCAAGCUGGUAAGGCUGCUCAGACCGCGCAAGAAGCACGACGCAAAUCUACUUCAACACCGCAGAAGAAGCCCUCCAUUCUGAGCGGCCUGUUCCAAGUCCGAGAGCCGACUCAAGUUGCCUUGAAUCAAGUCGCUACCCAGUUGAUCGCACAGCAUGGGUCAACAAGCGCCACCAGAGUCCCGAAUGUGAGGUUAGAGAAGAUGCCGGACUUUGUACCUAGAGUCAAUUCGAAAUGGGACGGGGUCCCGGAGAGUGUGAGGCGAAGGGAACGGAGAGAAAAGGAAAAAGAAAAGGAACGAGCUAAAAGAGACACAUUUUUCUCAACAGACUCGAGCGCUCGCAGUGACGAUGGCAAAGACAAGAGACACACGAAUAUUGCGAGCCGAAACUCAAGCUCGACGACCGGUUCUUCUUUUGGUGCUCAUGGCAGCUCCAGCGGCUCCCAGGGUGCUUCUUCUCGUACGCGAUUCUAUACCCAGUCCGUCAACUCAUCUGGUGACCUCGUUUCACAGAAAAGAACUGAUCCCUCGACCUUGUCUCCUUCCUUUACACCAUCCACAUUCAGUGUGACAGAAAGCUUCUCUGACAAGGCUUCCUUUCUGCUCAAUGCCUCUAGCUCGGCUGCUACAAGACUACUUUAUCCGCGUGGCAAAGAUCUGACAUCGGAAUCUCGAGAUCAUUUAGACAAGGGCCAAACACUUUCAAGUUGUCCGACAUCAAUGGCCAAGGAAUACGAGUCGCUCGAUUCUCCCGUGGUCACUCAACGUCGGGACGAACGGGGAGAACUUUUCAAGCAGGCUGGCGACACUGCUCCAGAUGUUGACGCUCGCUACGCCAGUGCUCGAACGGAGCCCGCGCGGUCUCGAUCUAUGGCUACCACCAAUACCUUUCUGCCACCUCCGACCUCACCGCUUGGGAGUUCUCGAGAUGCAUCCCCAACCUCUCCGUCACUCCCUGAGCCGCUCUCACGAGGCCGACACGGUGUCAAUGAAAUGACUAGUCUGCAGGCCGCUCUGUCAUCCUCCGAAUCUGACGUGCUGAGGCCACUCCCUUCCAUAAGAAAUAAAGCAGGAGUAAAAUCUAACAACGCGUUCCUAGCGGGCGAGGCUCAAGAGCUGGUGCUACCCGAUGAUGCCGGUGACUGUGACAAGGCAAAUCCAGCAGGCAUAACCUCGGAUUCAGGUCGAUUGCGCAUUCAGCAAGUUCUGGAGAAACGACCCGACAGCUCUCGAGAUCGCCUGGGAUUGAGGGCAAGCAUGCUUUUUAGCGACGACACAACACCUUGGGAACUGCAAGAGACUAAACCGCCAGCAUCACCGAGUCCCUCGCAAGCUAAACAUGUUCCAAGCACGAAGACCAAAUUCCAUAAGCCUUUUGGCAGGAUGGGCAAAGAGAAGGAGAAAUGGAAGACAGCUGUAUAA